Perognathus longimembris pacificus (Pacific pocket mouse) is the source of this 993-nucleotide messenger RNA. RefSeq names its product chymotrypsin like elastase 1 (gene Cela1). The record is from RefSeq and is a predicted model, not a curated record. The transcript has 8 exons. Lineage: Eukaryota; Metazoa; Chordata; Mammalia; Rodentia; Heteromyidae. The coding region runs from base 4 to 804 and encodes 266 amino acids. Gene Ontology annotation, molecular function: serine-type endopeptidase activity. Gene Ontology annotation, biological process: proteolysis.
ACCAUGCUCCGCUUCCUGCUGCUCACCACCCUGGUCCUCUAUGGACACAGCACCCAGGAUUUUCCAGAAACCAAUGCACGUGUAGUUGGAGGGACUGAGGCCCAAAGGAAUUCCUGGCCCUCUCAGAUCUCCCUCCAGUAUUUGUCGGGCGGGCAGUGGCAUCAUACAUGCGGGGGUACCCUCAUUAAGCGGAACUGGGUGAUGACAGCCGCGCACUGCGUGGACAGAACCCUGACCUUCCGCGUGGUCGUGGGAGAACACAGCCUGAGUCAGAACGACGGCACAGAGCAGUAUGUAAGUGUGCAGAAGAUCCUGGUGCAUUCAAAGUGGAACAGCAACAACGUGGCUGCCGGCUAUGACAUCGCCCUGCUGCGACUGGCCCAGAGUGUAACCCUCAAUAGCUACGUCCAGCUGGGUGUUCUGCCCAGGGAGGGAACUGUCCUGGCUAACAACACUCCCUGCUACAUUACAGGCUGGGGCAGGACCAGGACCAAUGGACAGCUGGCCCAGACUCUGCAGCAGGCUUAUCUGCCCACUGUGGACUACACCAUCUGCUCCAGCUCUUCCUACUGGGGCUCCACAGUGAAGACGAGCAUGGUGUGUGCUGGCGGGGACGGUGUUCGCUCAGGAUGCCAGGGUGACUCCGGAGGCCCCCUGCACUGCUUGGUGAAUGGCCAGUAUUCUGUCCAUGGAGUGACCAGCUUUGUGUCCAGCCUGGGCUGCAACGUCUCCAGGAAGCCCACAGUCUUCACCCGGGUUUCUGCUUACAUCUCUUGGAUAAAUAACGUCAUUGCCUCCAAUUGAACAUACUCUCGUGGCCUUUCCAAGAUGAUUCUUAGAUCUGCAAUAGGACUUGAGGUCAACCAGCAAAAGCAGGGCUGGGUGGAGCUCAGUACUUGAGCACUUGUCUAGCAUGCAAGAAGCCCUGAGUUCAAUGCUCAGCACUCAGAGAAUUAAAAAAUAAAAUAAAAAAAUAAAAAAAAUCAGACACUA